AUGGCUCAGGCACCGAAUUUGAUCUACAACCCAACAUUUUUCACCGCGGAAUGGCGUGUCAACGGCUUGUGGAACAGACUGCUCCACCAAGCAGCUGAAAAUGCCCUUGGGAUGAAUGGAAAUUGGCAGAUCUCGCCGGAAGCAAUGCCUAACUUCGGAGACACCAACGAUUACAAGGCAGAUCUCCUUGUGUCGAGAAUCUCGCCGCUAAAUUGGAAUCCCAAUCUCUACAACAUCGGGACCCCAUUCAUCCACUUCGAAGGGAAGGGGGCAGCUGGACAGAGUUGGACCCAGAUCCGGUACCAGAUCGAAGUUUGGUGCAGUAGAAAUGCCGAAUUUGCACCCGGGAAGCCCUGCUGGGCAAUUGGAGCGAAAGGCUCAGCCGUGAAAAUGUGGCUGUAUUCCACCUCAAUUGACUGGGAAAAUCAGAAUAACAACACGAUCAACAGCCGGAUGAUUCCCAUCUAUCUCAAUGCCCAAGGUCAGAUCGUACUGGACCUGGUCACGGGUCAAGGCGCUACCAGAGUCUACUACAACCCUUUGAUAGCUGCCGACGGCGGCAAUCCAAUCCAAUGUAAUGGAAACAUCGGCGUGGGUGGGGAUAUCUGGGAGAUUCUUCGAUUGAUGUUCACUCAUCCGACCGGGGAUGGGGCAGGAAUCAUAAACCCGAUACACGGUUUCGUGCCGUAA
This is a messenger RNA of Penicillium concentricum, 690 nucleotides long. RefSeq lists its product as uncharacterized. Bases 1 to 690 code for a protein of 229 amino acids. Lineage: Eukaryota; Fungi; Ascomycota; Eurotiomycetes; Eurotiales; Aspergillaceae. The record is from RefSeq and is a predicted model, not a curated record. The transcript has a single exon.